AUGAGAACUGAUUGGGCGAGGAAGUUAGAUGAUGCACUCUGGGCCUACAGGACAGCUUUUAAGACACCAAUUGGUAUGUCACCAUACAAGUUAGUGUUUGGGAAGGCCUGUCACCUACCUGUAGAACUUGAGCAUAGAGCGUGGUGGGCACUGAAACAACUAAAUUUAGACAUGGAAGCUGCGGGCACGUCAAGAGUCACAGAACUGCAUGAGCUUGAGAAGUUCCGGUAUCUUGCUUUUGAGAGCACAAGGCUGUACAAAGAGAGAAUGAAGAGGCUACACGAUCAGAACAUCGUUGAGUGGAACUUCAAACCUGGGAAUAUGGUAUUGCUAUACAACUCAAGACUGAGGUUGUUCCCGGAUAAGCUGAAGUCACGAUGGUCUGGACCAUUUUGA
Nicotiana tabacum (common tobacco) is the source of this 396-nucleotide messenger RNA. The record is from RefSeq and is a predicted model, not a curated record. Lineage: Eukaryota; Viridiplantae; Streptophyta; Magnoliopsida; Solanales; Solanaceae.